GUGACAGGCGGAUCGGGUGUUUAAACCAGGAACAGGGAGUGUUUAAAGUCUCUAUAAAUGUGAAUGCGACAAUUCUGAAUGUAAAUCGAAGACACCAACGACUUCAAUCUACUAUUUGGAUUUGUGUCUGUUUGUGGCACGAUGGCAGUUUCUCCAAAAGCUAGGGUGGAGUACAGUCCGGAGAGCAAGUCAUUAGAUCUGCUGUUUGGGAAACAAGGUCCAGAUUACCUGAAAGGGGUUUUAUAUUGGGUGUCCAAAGAGAGACACAAGAUAUUUGAAUUAAAAAAACCAGCUGGCGCCACAUUGAAGAUAGGACCCCUGGAAGACACCAUUUACAGUGAGAAGUCUAAGGUAGUGAAUGGGUGGGGAGAAUUCUAUCUUCCUGAGAUAGUAAGCAUGCAGGUUGUAGGUGUAGUGGAGGGGACCUCCUGCCCAUGGGACCAGCUCGUUCUAAUGAUCUGUGAGGACGAAAAUCUGUAUGCCUACGAUGGAGAGGAGCUACAUUUGGUGGCUUCAAGCAUGGAGCAGCUACUUGAAGAGGGAAUAAGCUAUCCAGGAUCCAAGACAUACUACGAAGGGGAGGCCUUCAAAGACAAGACCGAGGAGGACUGGGAAGAAGUGUGGAACAGACCUACGGGGAAGAGGCUGGAUCAAGAACAUCUUAAACUGGUGACAGAAAACAAGGACACAUUUAUGGAAUGUCUCAAAGCCACAGCUGCAAUAAAGGCCCGUCCCUCCCAGAAGCCCGUGGCAAUUCCCUAGGUCCUUGUCAGUCGGUGACGUCACUUGUGCCCAAAAAUACUUGUGUGUGUUAUUAGGAAAGGGAUAACAUCUCUUUCUGAAAAUGUCAAUGUUUUAAUGACUGCAAUGAUAAUGUAUAUAUUCUACUUUAAAUCAUGUCCAUGACAGGGUGGACAUAUGUUGGAUGUGCACCUACAUUGUCUGCUUGUAGUUGUUUGGGAAAUAUUUUCCUGCGCCUAUAACUUUGACCCAGUUUAUCAGUACUGCCCUCGCUGAGCACAGGCCUGCAACCUUGGGCUGCUGCUCUCAGUGUUUUGUCUCCCUAUUCCCGCCUGUUGGCGUCAGCUGAUAGAGGUGUUAUAGUGCUCCUCCUGCUUUAUCUUGUUAUGCACAAUGUUGAUUAUUCUCUCAGAACCAGCUAAAUACAUGGGUUUGGGGUAGAGAUCUUCAGAAUUGGUUUGGCAACCGCUGUCACCUCGUGGCACACGACAUGUCUUGUGAAUUCUCCGGCCGAAGCUCCAAAUAAACCAUCAGUGUUUGCCAU
Trematomus bernacchii (emerald rockcod) is the source of this 1285-nucleotide messenger RNA. RefSeq lists its product as uncharacterized. The coding region runs from base 142 to 762 and encodes 206 amino acids. Lineage: Eukaryota; Metazoa; Chordata; Actinopteri; Perciformes; Nototheniidae. The record is from RefSeq and is a predicted model, not a curated record. The transcript is spliced from 7 exons.